Cladophialophora psammophila CBS 110553 is the source of this 780-nucleotide messenger RNA. RefSeq lists its product as uncharacterized. The coding region runs from base 1 to 780 and encodes 259 amino acids. Lineage: Eukaryota; Fungi; Ascomycota; Eurotiomycetes; Chaetothyriales; Herpotrichiellaceae. The transcript has a single exon. Gene Ontology annotation, cellular component: membrane; signal peptidase complex. Gene Ontology annotation, biological process: protein targeting to ER. The record is from RefSeq and is a predicted model, not a curated record.
AUGCAUAGUGCUCUGAAUCGACUCCAGUCGACUUUCGGGUAUUUUACCAGCUGCGCCUUUACUCUCGCUUGCAUAAUUGCGGUACUCUCCAUAACACCCAUACCUGCCCCAACGGGCUCGCCAAGUGCCUCAAUAUCCGUUCGAAAUGUCCAAGUCGUGAAAGGCCGGCCGCACUAUUACUCCCCUAAACGCGAAGAAUACGCUCAAAUCAGAUUCGAUCUUGAAGCCGAUCUGUCCAGUCUGUUCACCUGGAAUACGAAGCAACUGUUUGUCUAUGUCACGGCGAACUAUCCCGGUGGAAAGAAUGGCAAAGGAGGAAUGUCUGAAGCUGUCAUCUGGGAUACAAUCAUCCCGGCAACGUCAACUCCAUAUUCAUGGCAGAAUUUGAAACAGACCUAUUUCCCCGAGAAGAAGUCAAAAUCCAAGAGCAGGAAAGCUUCGAAUACAAAAUCCAAGACCAAGGAUCUUGUCAAGCCAGGCGUCAUUUCCUUGAAGAACCAGAAACCAAAAUACCAAAUCACAGACCCCAGCGGUGUCAUCAGUGAGAGGGGUAAUGCUACCCUGCAAGUCAGUUGGAAUGUGCAGCCUUGGGUUGGCGCUUUGGUUUGGGACAAAGGCUAUCUGGGCGGCCGAGUCGGAAAAUGGGAGCCUGGUAACGUGGGCAGAAGUGAGACUUUCGAAUUUCCUCCUCUAAAGGGGGCAAAAACAGAUGUCGUCAAAGAUACCGAGGGACCAAAGACUCCAAGGGCCGGGGCAGCCUCUCCGGUCGUCGAGAUUUAA